AUGUUUAGGACAGCCGUAAGGGUGACAUCAGAUGUCCAGGAGUGGAUCGAUGCGAUCAACCUAGCGCAACGCAUCGCGAAUUCUAACGGUUACACUGAUAAUGUAACACGUAUGCCAGAUCUUGGUGAGCAGCGAGAAUAUGCCACAGUAGUUGAGUCAAUUAAGAUCAAUUUCUGCCUGCCCUUCAUAACCGACGACUUGAGUAAAGCUAUACGGGCUAGUCUGGUGAAAUGCGGUCUCGAUGACCAAGCAAUGAGGUUGACGUUGGCUUUCUUAACCCUUGUGGGAUGCACCAUGGCUGGGGUGUAUAAGACUCAGGUCUUGAAAGUCGAAUCUCCGCGUUUGAGAAUGAUGCGAGAAGGAACGUGGACUAAGUUUGUCGAAGAGAGAAACGCUAUCAGGAUUGCAAUGGGAAAUGUCGUUCCGCAAGCUGUAAACGACUUUACAGACGUGCAGUACCUUGGGAAUGUUACACUAGGCACACCAGAGCAGGCAUUCACGGUUGUCCUGGACACUGGAUCCGCGAAUUUGUGGAUUCCUGACAGCUCUUGCAACAAUCUUGCUUGCAAAAACAAACGUAAAUUCAAAGCAUCAGAAUCCUCAACAUACAAGAAGAAUGGCCACCCAUGGUCUAUCCAGUACGGAACUGGCGCAGCUCAAGGAAUUCUUGGAGAAGAGACUGUAAGAUUUGGUGACCAAGGUACUGAGCAACUGGUCGUUCCGGAAUGUGGAUUCGGUCAAGCUAGCCAUCUUGCUCCUUUCUUUACUCACGUACACCUCGAUGGGAUCCUUGGAUUAGGAUUUCCUGAACUUGCAGUGGAGGAUGUGGUACCUCCAUUAAAUAAUGCAAUUAAACAAGGCCUCCUCGAUCAGCCAAUUUUCACUGUGUUCCUCAAGUAUGUUGGAGGUGAAGAAAACGUCCCUGGUGGAGUUUAUACGUAUGGAGGCUUGGAUAAGGAAAAUUGCGGAGAAGUGAUUGCCUACGAACCUCUGACGUCCGCAACAUACUGGCAGUUUAAGAUGGAGGGAAUCAAGGCCGGCUACUUUAGCAACAAGAAUGGCUGGGAAGUUAUGUCGGACACUGGAACCUCAUUUAUAGAUCUGAGUCUCGACUUGGUUAUUGGUGGUAAAUCGUACACAAUCAAAGGACGAAAUCUCGCCGUUCACGCAGUUAAAGGAAAUGACGAAAUUUGCGUACUACCUUUCUUCGGCAAGGAUUCAAUGGGAUUCGGUCCUCAGUGGCUCCUGGGCGAUCCAUUCAUUCGUCAGUACUGCAACAUUCACGAUUUUGAGAAGAAGCAAAUCGGUUUUGCAGAGUCGAAGCAACAGGACUGA
Molecule: messenger RNA, 1335 nt
Organism: Necator americanus (New World hookworm)
Lineage: Eukaryota; Metazoa; Nematoda; Chromadorea; Rhabditida; Ancylostomatidae
Exons: 9
Coding region: 1-1335 (444 amino acids)
Biological process (GO): proteolysis; cell death
Cellular component (GO): lysosome
Molecular function (GO): aspartic-type endopeptidase activity
Source: RefSeq, a predicted model, not a curated record